GUUGGGAAGAUGGCGGCUGGGCUGUCGCGCUCUCCAGCGGGCUGAACCGGUCGGCGAGCUCCUGGCGCUUAGUCCGACGGAGAGGGUCGGCUGUCAUUGCCGCCAUCGCCACCAUGUCGGAGCCGGGCCAUUUGGGGGUGAAGCGGGCCGAAUCGGCGAGGCUGCGUCGGGCGGAGCAGCUGAAGCGCUGGAAAGGCUCCUUGACCGAACUGGAGCCGGUGACUCCCGCCCGGAGCCGGCACCGCGGCGGGGGCCGUGUGCGCUUCGAGGACGGCGCCGUCUUUCUGGCCGCCUGCUCCAGCGGGGACACCGAGGAGGUGAAGCGCCUGCUGGCCCGCGGAGCCCGCCUUAACACGGCCAACGUAGACGGGCUGACAGCGCUGCACCAGGCCUGUAUAGAUGAAAACCUGGACAUGGUAAAAUUUCUGGUAGAAUAUGGAGCCAAUGUAAAUCAGCAAGAUAACGAGGGGUGGACCCCACUUCAUGCAGUUGCAUCUUGUGGCUAUCUGAACAUAGCAGAGUACUUGAUAAAUCAUGGGGCCAAUGUUGCUGCUGUGAACAGCGAAGGUGAAGUCCCAUCUGACCUUGCAGAGGAAGCAGCCAUGAAAGAUUUGCUUUUGGAACAAGUAAAGAAACAGGGGGUGGAUCUUGAUCAGGCCAGAAAAGCAGAAGAACAACAGAUGUUGCAAGAUGCCCGACAGUGGCUCAACAGAAGGAAAAUUGAGGAGAGAAAGCACCCUCGAACAGGUGCUACUGCUCUCCAUGUGGCUGCAGCUAAAGGCUACUGCGAGGUGAUGAGACUCUUGAUCCAAGCUGGGUUUAAUGUAAAUGUUCAGGACAAUGAUGGAUGGACAUCACUUCAUGCUGCUGCACACUGGGGGGUGAAAGAAGCUUGCACUAUCUUGGCUGAAGCACUCUGUGAUAUGGACAUCAGGAACAAGCUGGGUCAAACACCAUUUGAUGUUGCUGAUGAGGGAUUGGUUGAACACUUAGAGAUGCUGCAGAAGAAACAGAAUAUGCUGCGUAGUGAAGAGUCGAACAAGUUAAUUGAAGCUGAUAUGAAUGGGAAAGUUCAAAGUGGACUUUUCAAAAACAAAGAGAAGAUUAUUUAUGAAGCAGACACUGUGAAAUCCUUAGAGACGGAAGAGGAGAGCAAGGAAUCCAGUAGUUCCAGCUCUGAGGAAGAGGAAGAAGCCGAGGAAGAUGAAGCUUCAGAGUCAGAUACUGAAAAGGAGGCAGAGAGCAAAGAAGAAUCUAUUGCUAACCAUUCCAAUCACGAAUCCAGAAUUCUCAUCACAGAACAAAUACCACCCCCAGAACAUAACACCUUUACUAUGGCUCCUGCUAGAAAAUGUAGUCCAUUGCUCAAUAAGCCUGAGGAACAAAAAGAUGAAUCACCAUCAUCAUGGAGGCUAAGCCUGCGGAAAACAAGCAGCCAAAAUGCACUUAGUGAAGACAGCAUGCCUUGUGACACUCUCAAAGAGAAAGGCAGCUCCAUCUAUUACUCUUCUUCAACCCCUCGGAUUUCUGCACUAUUAGAUAACCAAGAGAAGCAGGACAAGGACAACAAAACCUAUUUUGCUUCAAUAUCCCCUCGAAGGUUAAAUAAUACAGGUGACAUUGAAGAAAAGGAAAACCGAGAAUCUGCUGUUAACUUGGUACGGAGUGGUCCUUACUCUCGCCAACAAUGGAGGGAAGAACCAAAGGGAAAUGAAACCCCUACAGCUGGUGCACCUUCCACCUAUGUAUCUACCUAUAUGAAAAGAGCCCCUUACCGGCAACAAAGUGACUCUACCAUAGAGAGGAGCCCAGAGGCUGUCUCUUCUAGCAUUCCAUUAAGUGUAAUAACAAAUCUCACUGUACCUGGAAGUUCCAAUGGUGUUACAACUACUAAUUCUAACUCACUGACUGGAACAGAGUCCUCUACUGGUGAUGCCAGGGAUCGAAGAAGGUCAUAUCUGACACCUGUAAGAGAUGAAGAAGCAGAAUCUUUAAGGAAAGCACGAUCCAGGCAAGCUCGCCAGACUCGCAGGUCUACCCAGGGUAUAACACUUACAGACCUGCAGGAGGCGGAGAGAACUUUUAGCCGAUCUCGAGCAGAGCGGUUUACUCAGGAACAGCCAAGUGAAAAGUCAGACAGGCUAAGGGUUAGUGAGGGAAGCAGUGGAAGACAAGAAGAUACUGCCACAAGAGGAUCCAGGGAAGUCAACUUACCAUGGACUAGAAACUUGGAUGAAGAGUCUGCUGGUCGUCGAUUGAGAUGCCUAGCACAACAAGACAAACCUACAACUGCUGUCUCUCCUUCGUUAACUUCCAGUUUUUAUUCAAGUUCUCACGUGCCCAAAACAAGUAGAUUUGUACCUUCUGAUUCAUUGAGCUCAGCAGAUUACCAAAGCACAUCAGCUGGCAACAUGGAGAAAAAUGAAUACGAAGAUCAGGACCUGGAUGACAGAACUUCAAACAAGCAGUCAGUAAGAGAGAGAAGGCGGCCAAAAGAAAGACGGAGAGGCACAGGAAUCUCUUUCUUUACAAAGGAUGAUGAAGAAAUGGAUGGUACUGAAGAAGUAACGGAGGACAGGCAUGAAAGACUUUCCAGGUUGGACUCAGCAAGUUCUAGCUCUGGCACUAGUGAUACUUACAGUGAUCGGCCCUCAGGCCGCAGCAGUGCCUAUACCAGAAGAGAGAAUCGUCUGGCUGCUCUCAGCAGCAGAACAGAAGAUGAUAGUGUCAAGGAUUAUAAAAAGCUCUAUGAGAGUGCCCUGUCUGAAAAUCAGAAGUUGAAAUCUAAACUGCAAGAUGCCCAGGUGGAACUCGCAGAUAUUAAGUCAAAAAUGGACAAACUAACCCAGCAGAAGCAGGAGAAAACCUUAGAUCGUUCAAGUAUGCUUGAGAUGGAAAAAAGGGAAAAACGAGCCCUUGAACGGAAGCUUUCUGAAAUGGAAGAAGAGAUGAAGGUUUUGACAGAGCUGAAGUCGGACAAUCAACGGCUGAAAGAUGAGAAUGGAGCACUCAUCCGAGUCAUCAGUAAACUCUCAAAGUAGCAUACUGAACAAAGGAUGGGCAGAAAGAGGAGAUUUCUGCGCACAAGCUGCCAACCCUGCCACCUACUUCAGAUCUUCCAGUUGAAAGAACUGCUGGCAUUUUAGACAUGGACCAGUUGGCAACACACAGCUCCUUGCACUUGCUGGGCAUUGUUAUUUUGCACAGUGCUUAUCCCACCCCUUUCUUCCAAAACAUAGCAUGCCUCACCACAAGUUUAUUAUUUUUACAGUAUUGAAGUAAUUUAUUCAAAGGGACAAAGAUUGGUUGGCACUGUUUGAACUACUCAAACCAUCUGCUGUAAGCCCCAUAGCCAUCAACCUUAAUCUGAUGUAAAGAAGUAUCUACUGUAAUAAGUGAUAUAGAAGUGACUAUAGUGUCAAUCCAAUAUGUCUUAAGAUACUGUCAUGGAAUAGGAAUAGGGAGUGAAAUGGAAUUACUCUUCCUUCUGGAAUUUGGGAGUCUGCAGUCUGUGAAAACCAUGGUGACUUAUUUCUCUGGGAGUCUCAUAAUGGUGUCUUGCCUUGGAAAUACAUAUGCUACAUCUCUCAGUAUUUGACUGAUCUAUUUAAUGUUAGAUUUGAAAUCAGCUUAAUGUUGGGGCCCAGUCAUUGGUUUCCCCUUCUUUCCAUCCCUCUACAAGAUGCUUCCUACUGUUUCCUUUCAUGGUUGCCUUCUCUAGAACUAUUUAGUAGGUGAUUCCACCUUAUAGCCGUCCCAUUCUUUAGCUUACAUUACUGCCCCCUUUUCUUUCAAGAAUUCUGGUGGAAAGACAUCUAACAGCAAAGAUUGCAUAGGGUAGAUUUCCAUUUGUAUGAAAUAUCCAUGAAGGAUUAUCUCUGCACAAGACAUCAGCAUAUCUUUUUAUAAGCAAAAAGGUUCGUUUAUCAGUGAAGUAAUAAUAUUGCAUGAAAAGCUGGGCAAAUAAGUUGGAUUUAAGGUAAUGUUAAAUAGGCACAACAUUGUGAAAACACAAGAGUGUUCUCAGAGUCUAAAGUGGAAGAAGGCUGUUGGUGAGAGGUGCUCAGUCCUGUGCAAAAUGCUGUCUCUCAGUCUUGGUGGAAAGCCUUGACAAAAUUAUACUAUGAAUGUUUGAGAAGUUUAAUGCGAUGACUCACUUGCACAGUUGUAAACAUAAAUGCAUUUGUCUCUAAUAUAUCAACAGUAAGAUCAGUAGCAUUCACACCCUAGUUUCUGAUCACCCUGGAAAUGAAUGCAUUAACUUUUAUAGAUUCUCAGAAUGCCAGCUGCUUCAGAGACUGCGCUUCUCUGGCUACAACAGUGAGAUUUCACUUGCAGCACUUAAGAUUUUUUUUGCCAAUACCUGACCACUGGGUUUGUUCUCUUUCUUCCUGUGUCUUCCAAAGCAUGAUAUCAAUUUUUGAAGCUAUAAUUUUUGGCCUAGAUUUAGACAGUUUUCACAGUUGAUUAGAACAGAGCCUUUGGGAUUUAAGAAAAGCAACUUAACAUAGGUACAAGUGAGCAGUAGCACUACAGACUUUUUGCCAUCAUUGCUCAGUGGUCAAAAUACAUGACCAAGUCUAUUGUGGACUGCUGUAACAAAGAGGAGGCUAGCUUUCCUUUCUUUUUCAAUUUUUUCUUCUGUAUGUUUUUGUUUUAGCUGCAAAGAAAUGCAGAAUUCUGUUAAGAGCCAGGAGUUGCCACCUGUGAACUGGCUAAUUCAGAAAUUGGUUGUUCAAAUAUAUCAAAGCCUAAUACAGUGAACAGUAUAUUCACUAUGCUUAGAGCUUUGAAAUUUAGCUCUGAGGCUCUCAGCGACCCAUUGUUUUUCUCUGUCCCCACUUUUUGGAGCCUUGGAUGUUGUCCAGGUUUCAAGGUGGGUCUAACUAUACACGAUAGCUACAUACACUUCGUCAGUGCUAGGCAUUUUAUUAAUGAUUUUGCUUUUUGUUGCUACCUUACUACCCAACUUACAUCCGCCCAACUUAUUUUAGCCCCAUAGAGGAUUGUGGAUGGAUAUGAACAAAGGAUUUUUAGUUGGUCCUGUCAGACUCUACCAUAAACAGUCAUUAAUGGAAAAGAAUCAUUCUGUAAGAGCAAGAGUUCCUGCAUUCUACUAUUGUUAUUUUAUACCUGGGAUAUAGUAACAUAAAUCUCAGUUUUAAUAUCCAGAAAUGUAAGGGCAAAGAUGAAUAACGCAUACGAUGAAGAAUUGUGCCCUAGCUAGUCAAGAGUUAGAAUUAGAUCAGACUGAAUUCUGACUAGAAUUUUCUGAGCAGUUUAAUCCUGAAACAAUCCAAUAUGCUCACCAUAGAAUGUUUUGGGGGGUGGGGGGUGGAAACAUAUUAUUCCAUGGAGGUUGUUAAGAUGAAUGGCAACUGUCAGCAUCUUGACAGUUUAGGCCUAAAUAUAUUUUUCUUAUGUCUUCAAGGAUUUCAAACCUUCAAAUUGAUAAUAUGACCCCAUUUUUAUCCUGACACAAAAUGUUAGUCCAGUUCAGAAAGCUGAAAUAUGAACGUGACUUGUUCCUUCUCUCAAAGUAUGAUGAAAAAGGAAAUCUCUAAUGGAAGUUACUUAUUUCAUCUGAAUUAAACAAUGUAAUUACCAACUGGAGAACUGAUAUAUGGGUUAAUAUCUUACUCUAAAACUUACAUUUGAAAACCUUUUGAUUUGAAUGUGGGGUUGAAUGUGUGCACAAGCAAAAGAUCUAUUCAUAUUUAAAUCAAUUAUUUUAAGACUUUUAGUUGAUCAAGCAAACUUGCCUCAAGAAUUCAGGACUCUUUUUUGUUUUAAAGGAUAUCUACAAAGAAAAUAUUACUCUCCUCACUGUUUAUUGCUUUGACCCAGUUAAGUUUAGGUUUAGAUGGAUGUUCUGUUUUAAUUGUGCAGUCAGCUGAAAUCUUCUUUGCAUAAAUUGCAAAUGAUAGAGGAGAAUGGUUGAAAGUUUAGUCUGUGACAUGAAUGCUUUCAAGCUUGUGGAUACUAGAAGGUUUUUAUUUAAAAUGGGAAAUGAAUGGUUCUGCUUUUUUUCUUGUUCCUGAAAGGUUUCACCUACGAAUAUUUUCAUGUCUGAGAUUUUAAAAAUCCUUGUGCAAGUGCUUUAAGAAGCAUAAGAAGCAGCACAGCUUGAAUUUUGUUCCUUGCAAAUGGAGCAGUUCAGUGGGACUUGGUUGGUUAGACAAAGUUUCAUAUGAAACUAGAGGUACUAUUAUGUUAAAAAAAACUCAGUAUAGGAAAACAUGUAAAUAGGGAAGAAAUCUCAAUAGCCAUUUAGUGGUAGGUUGGCUUACAUUAAGAGAAGGCUGUCUUCCUAGUAAUACGGAUGAACCACUCAUAGAACAUGGAAAAGUGAGGGGAAAGCAUUUCAGAAGAUAGGGAUGUAUAGAUACAAGAGCAAGUAUAUAUGAGUACAUUUGUACUUAGUGACAGUUCAUGCUGUAGAGUGUGGCUUUAUUUGUUUCUGUCCAUACUGUUUUACUGUUAAUGGAAACAAUUCAUGGGUGAAAUCUGGAUGGUCAGGGAACAUUAGAUUAAUCUAAAUUGAUUGUUUUCCAGUACAUACGCACUUGAAUUUGACUAUUGGAAGCUAGUGCAGAGUCGUUGAUACCAUAUCACUUCUUUCUUUUCUCUCAAGGGCUGUUACAUGGACUAUUAUUAAUAAUUACCACAUAAAACAUUUAUUCCCAUAGAAUAAUUCAAAAGUAUAAGACUAACCAUGUUGCUGUUUGCUGAUAAAGCGUUGAAUAUAGAUUAAACACAAUCCCUUGGCUGUCCUUGAUAUAUAAAAGAUUUAAUAUUUGGUAUUUCGUAGGGCAAAAAUGAGAUACUUGUGGCUCUUCAAAUGUUCCUGAACUAUAAAUCACAGCAUCCCUCAUCACUGAACAUGAUGGUUGAGGCUUCUAAGAGUUACAGUUCAGUAACAUCAGGAGCCUUCACUUCCCCCAUUCCUGCUUUAGAGAAAAGUUGACAUUUGUCCCUAACUGAACGAUGCAAAUGUAAAAAAAAGUUAGGUAAAGUGUACUGUCCUGGGUCCAUCUAAUAAAUUCCCAACCCAUAAAUGUAUAAUUGUCAAAAGCAAAAUGUAGUCCUUUGCCCCAUUUAAGCCUGAUCCAUUGGGUCAUCAGUUUCUCCUUUGUACUUCCAAAUUACUAGGAGAUGAUAAUUAACCAAAACCUCCAAAAGAUUGUGAAAAGUUUGAGGAAGAGGGCACCAGUGUGCACCAGGAGGACUUCCACAGUGUAUAUGCAGGUGUCCCUCAACACAUUCUUUUCAAUUAUUUUAGUGCUUACCAGAACCUAAAAAUGAAGGUGUUUUGACAAGAUUUCUUGCAAGCAAAUCAGAUGUCCUCUCACAAAAAAUGUAUUGGUCUGUUUCCAUUCACAUACAUGCAUUUUUAUGAAGUCCCUCUGCUUUUGUACAACAGAUUUUGUUUUCCCCAUCUUGACUUUCCAGCUCCACUUGGCCUGCUGCCAUAAUAGCUGACCUGAUAGGGAAGCUUCUGACUUGGUCCUUCUUUCAGGGAUAUUAAACAUGGGAAGCAGAGGGUCUAUAUCUCAAAGGCAACUAUAAUAUCUUAGUUUCAAGCUUUCGGUUUCCCAGGGCUUUUUCUUUUGUGUGUUUCGAUCACAUUUACUUUUGUGUUUGAAAUCUUUUUGUGUGAUUCUACUAGAGGCAGCAUGUUCCAAGAAGGUGUUUUUUUGUUUUUUUUUUAAACCAAGAUUACUCCUUAGCAACUUACUGGUGAAAUCAUCCACUCCCCAAGGUUCCUUUUUACCUGGGGCAAGUUGAACUCUGGGUGAAUAUAACUUCGUAUGUUCUUGAGCCAACAGAAGAGUCCAAACUGUGUUAAGAUCUUAUCUUUCCAUUCCCAAAUCUGUUUAGCAUAUAGUACUGAGGAAAAUAAAAAGUCCUUACUGCAAAUGCUAUUCCUGAAAGAAGAACAGUAUCCUACUGUUGGCUCACUAACUUCCCAAGCGCAAAUAUUCUAAGUGUAUCUGUUUGGAUUUUUUUUUUUUUAAGUUUUACAUUCUUUGUAAAUAACUAAUUGGAGAAAAUACUGGCCUGUGAGUGAAGGAAGAGAAUGUAUUUUUAUGCAACUUUUUUGAGUGGCCUUCCAAAUUUUGAGAUGAUCUUUUGUUUUCCUGAUUGUUAUAUAAUAUUCUAAGUAUUAUAUGUUUGAAAGUUUGGGAAAAAUAUUCACAUCUACAAUGCUUGUAAACACAACAGUAUUUAUAAAUUAAUAAAAGAAAUGCUUUAACACUG
Molecule: messenger RNA, 8262 nt
Organism: Candoia aspera
Lineage: Eukaryota; Metazoa; Chordata; Lepidosauria; Squamata; Candoiidae
Gene: PPP1R12B
Product: protein phosphatase 1 regulatory subunit 12B
Exons: 24
Coding region: 114-3041 (975 amino acids)
Biological process (GO): signal transduction
Cellular component (GO): cytoplasm; Z disc; A band
Molecular function (GO): enzyme inhibitor activity; protein kinase binding; phosphatase regulator activity
Source: RefSeq, a predicted model, not a curated record